CCAUUACGCGGCCAUGUCACCCGUGUUUCUGUAACGUCCCUCCUUCAUGUGGCUUCUGCGGCUUUCUCAAACAAAUACUCACGCUCAUGCGCGGGGGGCGGGGCCUAGCGAGAGAGUUUCACUUUCGUUUCAGGGAAAUAGUCGACGAGGGGUAUAAAAUUCAGGAGGAGCGUUCACUGCGGCAGACACGCAAACACGCACACGCCCACUCGCUCACUCUAGCGCGUGCACACACGCAUGAGAGUCGCUCCAGACCUCGCGCUCCGUGACGGAUUUACCUUACGGGACAGCAGCUCUCUGGGGAGUGCAGACUAACGGAUCGUUAAACAGCCGCCGGUGUUAGAGCAAAACGGAUGUCAGUGUGGUGGUUAGAGAUGGGAGAGGGUCAGGGGCUGCUCUCCCCUGUAGGAUGGUAGCCGACAGCGCAGUGGAAGGCCAUGACAAGACUCAUUUGUCGAGCUCACCGUCGCCAUCGUCGUCGCUGCUCUCCAGGCAGCUCGCUCUCAGCCCUCACCGCACCGAGUCGGCGCGGCUUCAGCGCCGGGCCGCCCUGAGGUCGGCGUUCGUCCCCUCGGUGUAUCUGACCCACUUCCCCACCUUCUCCUGCAAGGAGGACUACAAGAUCAUCACGGACACAGCGUCCAAGCUCGAGCACAGCGCCUUCUACUGGGGCCCUCUGGGAGUGGAGGAGGCCCACCGCAUGCUGCGGGACGCCCCGCUGGGCAGCUACCUCAUUCGCGACAGCCGGCAGAAGGACGUCUUCUUCACGCUGUCCUACCACGGCAAGGGCGGGCCGGUCAGCGUGCGCAUCGACUACAAGCGCCAAAAGUUCUCGCUGGCGGGCAACGAGCGCUCCUUCCUGACGCUCUUCGCACUCUUGGAGCACUACGCCAACUCGCCCAAGAAGAGCCUGAGCGUCCCGUACAGGAAAUGGGAGCCGACGCUGCAGGAGCUGUGCAGGAAGCGCAUCAUGAAGCUGUGCGGUGGAGGAAGCCGGGUGCCAGAGCUGCCGCUCACCCACGUUGUGCAAGACUUCCUGUUGGAGUUCCCUUUCACUAUGACCGGCUUGCCAUGCAAAGUUCUGAUUGUGUUAUUUAUCGUUUCAAGAGGGCAGUUCUUACAGAGGAGACGGGAAGAGCGUCUGUCGGAGGUUCAGACCGCACCGCCGUGGUCGCACAUGAACGCGUCUCCCGGUGUAACGCCGCCCAAAGUCAGCCAAACGUAUCGUAAAGGACAAGUGCAGGCGGGCGGCGGGCGGACGGGGCGCCGGACCUCCAGGGACUCGACUUGCACGCGGACAGAGCGCCUUCUGGUCUCGAGGACGCACGGGAAGUUGGAAGAGGCUGCAUUAAUUAGAGAAAUGGACACGCGCGUCGGCGGCAUCCCGGCGGCCGCUCGCCCGGAGGCCGUCGGGUCCGUCUCGUGGCCCCCGGCACACUUAAAAGCGGAUUGCGGGAGGAGGCUGAGAGCGUGGACUUGUUGGAGGAGGCUGAGGCCGUGGCCACCAGUAGGACUGACCUUUUCGUAGCAGACUUUUAAUACUCUAACGCUGUUAAAUGUUUACACAUGAAUGUUUGCUAGUGCCGAUUGGCUCAAAUACCACUCGAGGCCUUUUUUUCAUGGCAGGCGACCUUUUGCAGAAGGGCGUCAGGCGGUAUUUGGCGUCACGAGGUCUGGUGUUUAAUUGUACUGUAUGUAGAGGCUCAUCGCCCCUCACUCCUACACUCUUCCAGGCAGAUACUGAGUAUGUCUCGAAUGAAUCAGAUCUACAAGAAUAUAUAUAUAUUUUUUUAUUUCCUAUUGUAUUUGAAAUAAAACUUUAUUUAAACUAA
Molecule: messenger RNA, 1832 nt
Organism: Cyclopterus lumpus (lumpfish)
Lineage: Eukaryota; Metazoa; Chordata; Actinopteri; Perciformes; Cyclopteridae
Gene: socs1a
Product: suppressor of cytokine signaling 1a
Biological process (GO): phosphatidylinositol phosphate biosynthetic process; intracellular signal transduction
Cellular component (GO): phosphatidylinositol 3-kinase complex
Molecular function (GO): 1-phosphatidylinositol-3-kinase regulator activity
Source: RefSeq, a predicted model, not a curated record